Messenger RNA from Oncorhynchus nerka (sockeye salmon), 2392 nucleotides. RefSeq names its product guanine nucleotide-binding protein subunit alpha-14-like. The transcript has 7 exons. Gene Ontology annotation, molecular function: G-protein beta/gamma-subunit complex binding; G protein-coupled receptor binding; guanyl nucleotide binding. The coding region runs from base 80 to 1147 and encodes 355 amino acids. Gene Ontology annotation, biological process: adenylate cyclase-modulating G protein-coupled receptor signaling pathway; phospholipase C-activating dopamine receptor signaling pathway; action potential. The record is from RefSeq and is a predicted model, not a curated record. Gene Ontology annotation, cellular component: heterotrimeric G-protein complex. Lineage: Eukaryota; Metazoa; Chordata; Actinopteri; Salmoniformes; Salmonidae.
CCGCAUCCCCCUGGUUGGAAUACAAAUCAUUAUCCAUCUACCUCACUUUACCUACGGACGGCUACAACACGGCACCAAUAUGGGUGAAUGCUGUAUGUCGGCUGAAGAAUUGGAGAGAAAUAAGAUACAUCAGGAGAUUGAGAGACAGCUUCGCCGGGACAAGAGAGAAUCUCACCGCGAGAUAAAGUUGUUGCUUUUAGGGACUGGUGAGAGUGGCAAGAGCACCUUCAUCAAGCAGAUGAGGAUCAUCCAUGGGACGGGCUACUCCGAGGAGGACAAACGAGGCUUCACCAAGCUGGUGUACGGGAACAUCGUCAUUGCUGUUCAGAAAAUGAUCCAAGCCAUGAAGACCCUACGGAUUGAUUUCAAAGAUCACCAGAACAUUAGCCAUGCAGACAAGCUGAGCAGGGUGGAGGCAGACAUAUUGACCAACCUGGAACCAUGGCAGGUGGAUGGCAUCAGAAGACUGUGGAGUGACCAGGGCAUGCAGAAGUGCUACGAGCGCAGGAGGGAGUACCAGCUCUCUGACUCUACCAAAUAUUACCUGAGUGACCUGGACAGAAUCGCUGCGCCCUCAUACCUCCCCACUCUGCAGGAUAUCCUCAGGGUCAGGGUCCCUACCACUGGCAUCAUAGAGUACCCCUUUGACCUCAAGACUGUCAUCUUCAGGAUGGUGGAUGUUGGAGGUCAAAGGUCAGAGAGGAGGAAGUGGAUCCACUGUUUUGAGAGGGUCACCUCCAUCAUCUUCCUGGUGGCUCUCAGCGAGUACGACCAGGUUCUCUAUGAGAGCGCCAAUGUGAAUCGAUUAGAGGAGAGCAAAGCCCUGUUUACAACCAUCGUCACCUAUCCCUGGUUCCAGGAGUCCUCCAUCAUCCUCUUCCUCAACAAAACAGACCUCCUAGCAGACAAGGUCUUACACUCCAACUUAGCAGACUACUUCUCAACGUUCACUGGUCCACAGAGAGAUGCAGAGUCUGCUAAGAUGUUCAUCCUGAACAUGUACAAAGAGCAGCACAUAGGGCGUCACAAAUCUCUGUACAACCACUUCACCUGUGCUACCGAUACAGAGAACAUCAGAGUUGUCUCCAAAGCUGUCAGGGACACAGUCUUCCAAGAAAACCUGGAUCGGUUCGGGUUAGGGGUUUAGGACUAGUGUGGUCACGGUUAUAUGGUACAAACAUGUUAUUUUAGUUUGGGGUUACAGUUUUGCUACAGAAUAACUGUGGUCGUGAAUAACACACUUUCUUACUAUAGCAGAACUUCAGAAACACACUUUCUUACUAUAGCAGAACUUCAGAAACACACUUUCUUACUAUAGCAGAACUUCAGAAACACACUUUCUUACUAUAGCAGAACUUCAGAAACACACUUUCUUACUAUAGCAGGACUUCAGAAACACACUUUCUUACUAUAGCAGGACUUCAGAAACACACUUUCUUACUAUAGCAGGACUUCAGAAACACACUUUCUUACUAUAGCAGGACUUCAGAAACACACUUUCUUACUAUAGCAGAACUUCAGAAACAUUGUGAUUUACACUGCCGUUCAAAAGUUUGGGGUCACUUAGAAAUGUCCUUGUUUUUUAAAGAAAAGCACAUUUUUUGUCCAUUAAAAUAACAUACAAUUAUUGUGAAUCUAAUGUACUUGUCCUCUUGCUCAGAGUUGACAUUGAGAACUCUCCAUAGAGACUGGUGUUUUGCGGGUCAACAGUGAAGCGGCGAUUCUGGGAUGCUGGCCUUCUAGGCAGAGUUGCAAAGAAAAAGCCAUAUCUCAGACUGGCCAAUAAAAAUGCAAAAUUAAGAUGGGCAAAAGAACACAGACACUGGACAGAGGAACUCCUGGAACUGCCUAGAAGACCAGCAUCCCGGAGUCACUGUUGAUGUUGAGACUGGUGUUUUGCGGUUACUAUCUAAUGAAGCUGCCAGUUGAGGACUUGUGAGGCGUCUGUUUCUCAAACUAGACACUGUCAUGUACUUGUCCUCUUGCUCAGUUGUGCACCGGGGCCUCCCACUCCUCUUUCUAUUCUGGUUAGAGCCAGUUUGCGCUCUUCUGUGAAGGGAGUGGUAUACUGCGUUGCACAAGAUAUUCAGUUUCUUGGCAAUUUCUCACAUGGAAUAGCCUUAAUUUCUCAGAACAAGAAUAGACUGACGAGUUUCAGAAAAAAGUGCUUUAUUUCUGGCCAUUUUGAGCCUGUAAUCGAACCCACAAAUGCUGAUGCUCCAGAUACUCAACUAGUCUAAAGAAGGCCCGUUGUAUUGCCUCUUUAAUCAGCAUAACAGUUUUCAGCUGUGCUAACAUAAUUGCAAAAGGGUUUUCUAAUGAUCAAUUAGCUUUUUAAAAUGAUAAACUUGGAUUGGAUAAAGUAAUCCUUCUCCCCCCCCCCCCCUUAAAA